Messenger RNA from Acaromyces ingoldii, 2250 nucleotides. RefSeq lists its product as hypothetical. The record is from RefSeq and is a predicted model, not a curated record. NCBI's taxonomy places the organism in Eukaryota, Fungi, Basidiomycota, Exobasidiomycetes, Exobasidiales, Cryptobasidiaceae. Gene Ontology annotation, biological process: regulation of DNA-templated transcription. The transcript is spliced from 2 exons. Bases 1 to 2250 code for a protein of 749 amino acids. Gene Ontology annotation, molecular function: zinc ion binding; DNA-binding transcription factor activity, RNA polymerase II-specific.
AUGGCGGGCCAAGGUCACUCGUCUUUCUCGCCUCGCGGCGCGGUCUCAUCGGUUCCUCCCUCGCCACGAUCGCAAGAGGGGCGAGAGACCGGGGCGAAGCGCAAGCGGACGCGCAACUUGCGAUCCUGCGCAGAAUGUCGCCGGUCCAAGGUCAGGUGCGAUUGGCCAGACUCGGAACGGACGAGGUCCACAGUGGGCCACGUCAGCAGUGAUGGCGGAAAGACAAGUGGCGCAGACGGGCUACGAGAGGAGAGAUCGAACGGAGGUGCGCCAGGAGCAUGUCACAGGUGCAGGGUUCUAGGGAUCCAAUGCCUGGCCUGGGGUGGAGAGGAGCCGCCAAGGAAAGCGAGAAAGAGCGCCGAAACGCCAGUCAAGACAACGAGGAAACGCCGAUCGGUCAGCGCCGAUCGAGGCAACCCGGACCGAGACCGAGAAGCAGAGACGCGCAUGGAGCAUGAUUUGCAGCUCUUUGAUCCUCUGGCCCCACCGUCAAGAGCUCCGCAUCUCUCUUCUCCUUCCUUGUCGUCGACAAAGACAGGGACCCCAAACGAUGCAACAUCCGUAGCCGGCCCAUCCUCUGCGGCAUACAUGGAAGAAAUGACUGAGGCGAGGAGCGGCAAGCAAUGGCCAGAGGUGUCGAUUCUGAGCUGGAAGCCAACCCAAUUCAUGGCAAAGCUGUGCAAAAGGCAGAAGGGCUUCCUUCGCUCUCCUGAUAGCGACGGGGAAGAGGACGAGGCCGACUCGGAUCUGAAAAACAAGGCCGAGUCCAUCAGCGCCAGCGUUGAGCGGUGCUGCUCCAAGAGACAGCAUUGUGUCAGCCUGGGCAAGCGACUCGAUCUUUAUCGGUGCUUUCUACCUUUUCUCCCCCGCAUAGAGGAGAUAGACUCGCCGUCGGAUGACGUCUUGGUAGCAGUCAGCGUCUAUCUUGCUCUCGAUGCCUCGUCCACACGCGUGGAGAAAUCCCGGCAAAGGCUGGGCGCAGGGAUCCGGCGGUGCAUCGUUGACAUCAUGAUUCGGGGAGCUAGGACGUUCGAGGAGGUCGCCGCCCUCGUUGCGCUAGCCAUCUUCGAUCCUGUAUUGGUCUCGAAACCUUCUGCAACCGACCCCAACCACUCGCUUGCAGUUGCACUUUCAGGUUCAGCUCUCCUCGCGGCCGCUGGCACCGCGGCAUGUGCCCUCGACAUGGACUCUGCGCCAAAGCAAUUGAAGCAAGACCUGUCGGGAGAAGAGCAGGCAUCCAUCAUAAUGAAUGCAGCGCUGUGGAUCGUCAUUGUCUCGACGUCGGCCCUCCUCACCUUGGCCGACGAUCCAUUGCGCCAACACCUGUUCCGAUGCGCAGAAGCAGACCUCGUAGACUUCGAGGAGCACUGCACCACAUCGACGUCUGGGCAACAUGCAGUGCUCCGAAUCGCAGCACUGCGGUGCCGCGCGCACAUGGUCAUCACACAAGCAACGCACUCGAGCCUCGUAAUUGUCGAUGCGGCUCAACGGGCUCGUCGGCCCCUCGCCGAGAUGCAGCGUCUAUUUCAGAAGGCCGACGAUGAGCUUUGGGCCCUGCUUGCAUCGUUCCUCGGUCAGAUGCGACAGCUUGCCAUUACACUCGCCCAGCGCCAAUGCCGUCAGCAGGAAGACCCUGACACCAAUCUUGGCUCGAAUUUCGUAGACCUGGCGAUGCAGACGCUCGAGCUAGAGCUGCACACAGCAGUGCUCCUGGCCGAAACGCACCUCAUGCGAUUCGUGACACAUCAUAUGAAGCACAGGAUCGAGGGGUCAAAGAGCGCAGUCGACUUCGUAAACAGCCUGCGCGAAGACGACGAGGUGUUCCAUCUCGUCAUCUGCAUUGGAGGCAAGCGUUCCAAGAUGUGCAGAAAGGCCGGUAUUCUCCUCGUCAACCUCGUCAAGAGCGCUCCAGCCUACUCUCGAGAUUCGGGUCUUUCCGCUUUCGACGGUGGAGGCAUCGACGAUGACGAAGAAGAAGAGGGCAUGGCAACCCUCGUGCUUCCUCCGAGCCAAACGUGUGUGAUGAGCAAUUUGGUUGUCAAGGGUCUGGCUGAGUUUGUUGCUGGGAGGAUGGGAACCGGCCACAUGCCGACCGACGAUGCCCGCCUUGACGAUCCGUUUGCAGAAGCCGACCUGCUGCUCGUCAGAAGCCUUGGCGAAGCUCUCUCGACGCUUGACAGUCAAGAGAGCAAAGGUAGUUGGAGGAGCCAACGCAAGACACCAACGUCGCGGAACGCACGGCAAAGGUGA